AUGGACGUAGCAGGAACCUUCAGCUCUUGUGGGGGAUACUGGCUGUUGAAGGCCGUGAGCAAGGUCCUUGAAGGGUUUGUAGUACCAUUGGCCAUGUCCGACAUUCUCUCCUAUGUUGACCCUGGACAAUAUGCGUCGUCUCCCAUGUCGUCCAGAAACUUCCCUCCGUCAUUCUGGAACAGUAACUACCAGGUACCGUCAUCGUCCUCCUCGUCGUCAUCGUCUCGGCCUCCCAGUCUGGCGGGUCACUUAGGGGCAUCGCCGGCUGAGCUGUAUGACCCCUACCACGCAGGACUCCACCCCCUCCAGCCCCCCGCGCCUGACCCCUGGGCUGCUUAUUCCUUGUCCUCGCAGGCUUACGGUCACCGGAGUAUGGCGCACGACGUGUACCAGGCGGCCAUGUCGUCAGUGCCCUCGUCCUCACGUCCCUACCACCAGUACUCGUCCCUCUCCCUCCAGCCUCACCUGGCCAGGAUCCCGGGUGUCACAGCCGUCGGCUCUCAAAUGGGUAUGGCCAAGCCUGAGAGCUGGGGGGCGAGGUACCACGAUGCUUUCACCAGUCCAGACUUUUCCCACGGCCUUGACACCAACUAUUCAGCGCCUCACUAUCCGAACGUACCAGGUCUAGAGACCGGGGUGCCGCAGGAAGGAGCGAAAGAUCUCUACUGGUUUUAAGGACACGUGGCGAUAUUAGUGAGCAGUA
Homarus americanus (American lobster) is the source of this 703-nucleotide messenger RNA. Its product is annotated as protein vestigial-like. The record is from RefSeq and is a predicted model, not a curated record. Bases 1 to 675 code for a protein of 224 amino acids. Gene Ontology annotation, biological process: regulation of transcription by RNA polymerase II. The transcript has 6 exons. Gene Ontology annotation, cellular component: nucleus. NCBI's taxonomy places the organism in Eukaryota, Metazoa, Arthropoda, Malacostraca, Decapoda, Nephropidae.